Quercus robur (English oak) is the source of this 750-nucleotide messenger RNA. Its product is annotated as magnesium transporter MRS2-3-like. The transcript has a single exon. Lineage: Eukaryota; Viridiplantae; Streptophyta; Magnoliopsida; Fagales; Fagaceae. The record is from RefSeq and is a predicted model, not a curated record. Gene Ontology annotation, molecular function: magnesium ion transmembrane transporter activity. Bases 69 to 455 code for a protein of 128 amino acids. Gene Ontology annotation, biological process: magnesium ion transport.
CACUUACCACUUACCACUACUAGUCUUAGAGGUGGAGCAGAGAAAUACUGGUUAAGAAGAUUUUGAUCAUGGGUGGUUCUAUUCCUGCUCACAAGUCUGAGUUAGCUCUGACCCAAAGUCCACAGCAGGUCCGAGCCACAGCGAGCGGGCCUAAAAAGAAGGGAACAGUUCGAGCCUGGUUGGUGCUGAACACAACAGGCCAGGCCCAGGUGUUAGAGGCCGGAAAGUCUGAGAUCAUGAGCCGCACGGGCUUGCCAGGCAGGGACCUUCGGAGCCUGGAUCCAGUCCUGUCAUACCCAUCAAGCAUUUUGGGGCGUGAGAGGGCCAUAGUGAUCAAUCUUGAGAAUAUUAAAGCCAUUGUUACGCACAACGAGGUUCUUUUGCUGAACUCAAGGGACCCAUCUGUCACACCCUUUAUUGAAGAGCUUCAGAAACGGCUUCACUUUCAUUACUGAUUGAACUCAAAUCCGUCAGUGAGUAAGCAGAUGGAAUCACUCGUGGAAUGUGAUGGUUUGCUCGACGAGGGACACCGGUGUGGCGCCUGCCACAAAGUCUCCGAUGCCAAAGUUAGGAUCACAAUUAAACACAAUAAAGGAGUAAAAGAUAGUUUUAGAAUAUUUUUGCAUAUAUCCUCUUCUGUUGGUUGUGUGAAAGUUUUACACCUGAGGCCUUAAGGGCUAGCCGUUGAGGCUGUUAAUGCUUUCUUUAGUAACGCACCUGGUCAGUAAUGAGACUUUUAAGAAGCCCUCC